AUGGCCCAGGUCAGCGGUAAGCGCAGAGCCAGAGUCGCCCGAGCUUUGUAUACAGCAUCUUGCCACUCAAAGAUGAUGUUGCAGCAGAAAGAGGUCCAAGUGCUGAAACUGGAGAAGUUCUUAGCAACGCUUGCCAAAGAAGUGGUGGUUUUGUCUCGCCGUGUCGAGAUAGUACAGGCUAACCACCUGUCUCUUGUGGAGGCUCUCAGGGGAGUAGAGCAAAACCUUGCAGCGGAGACAUGGUUGAGGGAUGAAGAGCUUAAGCUUUUGACGAUUCUUGUGCAGAGGUCGAAACAGUGCGAUGCCUUGAAUGAUCAGCUCGCAGAGCAGCGACAUCAAGCUCAGCACCUUGGAAUCGAUGUCUUGACAGCGCGCCAGCGCUGGACAACAGCCCUUCAGAUGAAAGAACAAGCUCAAUCAGAUGCAUUCAGCGCAGAGGAUGCCUUUCAAAAUGAGUUCCUUGAAAGCGCCUCGCCUGAUCAUCCCAGCCUUGACGGUAUUCAUUUUGAGAUCGACAGGUGCCGGCUAUUUCUCAAUCGGAUGAUCCUGUGGACAUUAGCCACUGUUUUUCUCAUCGACGCGGCUUUCAGAAUGUUAGAUUUUGCAUAG
Molecule: messenger RNA, 609 nt
Organism: Cladocopium goreaui
Lineage: Eukaryota; Dinophyceae; Suessiales; Symbiodiniaceae
Source: the annotation of a GenBank genome assembly